GGCAACGCGACGCAGUAUACAAAGCAUCCCUGCCGCACCCUUUGUACAAAAAGGUCGCAUAAAUUUGCAUUGGCGAAUUGAAUGUGGAUUUGAGACCCCACCUUAAUGUAGCCGUUUUCCGCCAGCCGGGCGGGGCUACGCCAGAUUCGAUGCAUGUUCAUCCGAGCCUACCUGUACAAGUGCUAGCUACCGAAUUCGAGCUUAGCCUUGUGCUCCACGCUGCACACACAACUGGUGCUCAUCAAGCUCAAGACAUAUACCUUAUACACCAAAGGAUACCCGGAUAGCUUGAAGACGACCUCCCGCCAAUAACCAUGGCACGCAAACGAAAAGCAGACCCCGUCAAGAUCGAGCUCAAGCAGCCAGACCGCUCCGGUCCAUCCGACAAGACGCUCCUCGACAUCGCCAGCGAGCGUAAUCUCUUCAGACAGGCAGACGAAAAGCAAAGGGAGAACGACCUUAAAAAGUUCGGAUGGUCGGCCACAGCCGCUGCCGAUACUACGGAAGAAGGCGAGGCCGAAAGCCUGUCUCCCCGGGCAGAGCGCGUCCUGGACACCCUUCUGUGGAGUGUGAGCCUGGCCAUGCUGCACUUCACUUUUGAUGUUUUGGUUCAAAACCAGUUCGCUGUGGAGAUUGAAUGGCCCAAGGUGUUCACACGAGGCUUUCAAGCUCUCCUGGUCUUCGGCUUCCUAUUCUACAACCUUCACCCACAUGCCUCGGAACCCAUUUUAGUGCCAUUCGUCCCCAGGAAAUAUCAGAAUGGAAUCCGACAAGCCAUCUUCUUCGCCGCCAGCAUAGCUGCCGGUUGCUAUCUCAUCCACGUCACCAACGAACAUGCCUAUCUCGCCGUCAUGAAGACGGCACCUUCGAUCGGCUGCAUUUGGGUAUGGGCUGUGCUUGAGCUCAACCUUUCCCUAUCGUUGCUCAGUCUUGCCAUCACAUAUGUCUUUUUCAAGCAGGGCGGAUACAGUCUCGCAUGAUGACUUGACUCCAUACUACAGCAACUAUCAUCCCCUGUGAGCCAAUUGUGCCAUAGCUCUCAGUAUAUUUCGCACCGAGUCAUACCUCAGUGACACCCCAUGGCCACGUUCUUAGGGCAUUCAGCUGUGCGAUGCUGUCGAAUAAUCUUCUAAUUGCUGUAUAAUGGUUCUAAGAAGAACACGUGCAUACCGCGACACGCCAUCUUUGAGCGAUUGGCUAUGCACAGUACGUAUCGCUUCCGGCACUUUUCCUGGUUGUACCUCAUGUGACAAAUACCAGGCAUGGCCGAC
Pyricularia grisea is the source of this 1271-nucleotide messenger RNA. RefSeq lists its product as uncharacterized. The transcript is spliced from 2 exons. The coding region runs from base 315 to 980 and encodes 221 amino acids. The record is from RefSeq and is a predicted model, not a curated record. NCBI's taxonomy places the organism in Eukaryota, Fungi, Ascomycota, Sordariomycetes, Magnaporthales, Pyriculariaceae.